Ictidomys tridecemlineatus (thirteen-lined ground squirrel) is the source of this 9066-nucleotide messenger RNA. NCBI's taxonomy places the organism in Eukaryota, Metazoa, Chordata, Mammalia, Rodentia, Sciuridae. The record is from RefSeq and is a predicted model, not a curated record.
AGUUCCCCACACUCAGAGCGUGGACUGGGAGAAGUGGAGAAGACAGAGUUGAACUUCGUCACCCAGUCCCCAGAGCCAGCAAGACAUGGGCCCCAUUUUCCAAGGCCUGACGCCUCUCGUUUAACCAGAAGACGUGGAGGGGAGCCACCACCCCUGACCAUGUAGAUGCCAGCUCCAGGUAGCAACAUGGACCCCACUGAAUGGAGACUCCUGGGUCUACAGCCCUGAGCCCCUCUGGCCCCUGGACCUUGCCCCCCACCUGGGGACACACCUUGGAGCUCACCACUGCUGUUGCCAACCCACCUCAGCCACCCCCUCCCCCUGGGACCCGGAGUCGGCCACCUGGAGCUGCAGCUGUCCAGUGAGGGUGUGCUGAGAACAGCCACACGCAGCCAUCACCCAGAAGCCUCUUGUCCAGUGCUGACCUUUGGGCCCACCCUGAGCAGGGACUUCAGCAAACAUGGGUGAUAUGACCAACAGCGACUUUUACUCCAAAAACCAAAGAAAUGAGUCGAGCCAUGGGGGUGAGUUUGGGUGCACGUUGGAGGAGCUCCGCUCCCUCAUGGAGCUGCGGGGCACAGAGGCUGUGGUCAAGAUCAAGGAGACCUACGGGGACACUGAAGCCAUCUGCCGGCGCCUCAAGACCUCACCUGUGGAAGGUUUACCAGGCACCGCCCCAGACCUGGAAAAGAGGAAGCAGAUUUUUGGGCAAAACUUUAUACCUCCAAAGAAGCCAAAAACCUUCCUGCAGCUCGUGUGGGAAGCCCUGCAGGAUGUGACGCUCAUCAUCCUGGAAAUUGCGGCCAUCAUCUCCCUGGGACUGUCCUUCUACCACCCGCCUGGCGAGAGCAACGAAGGAUGUGCCACGGCCCAGGCCGGGGCCGAGGAUGAAGGAGAGGCAGAAGCAGGUUGGAUCGAGGGGGCCGCCAUCCUCCUGUCCGUCAUCUGCGUGGUCCUGGUCACAGCCUUCAAUGACUGGAGCAAAGAGAAACAGUUCCGGGGCCUGCAGAGUCGCAUUGAGCAGGAGCAGAAGUUCACGGUGGUCCGGGCUGGCCAGGUGGUCCAGAUCCCCGUGGCUGAGAUCGUGGUGGGGGACAUCGCCCAGAUCAAAUACGGUGACCUCCUCCCUGCAGACGGCCUCUUCAUCCAGGGCAAUGACCUCAAGAUCGACGAAAGCUCCCUGACAGGGGAGUCUGACCAGGUGCGCAAGUCCGUGGACAAAGACCCCAUGCUGCUGUCAGGUACCCAUGUGAUGGAGGGCUCAGGAAGAAUGGUGGUGACUGCUGUAGGUGUGAACUCUCAGACUGGCAUCAUCUUUACCUUGCUGGGGGCUGGUGGUGAAGAGGAAGAGAAGAAAGACAAAAAAGGUGUGAAGAAGGGGGAUGGCCUUCAGCUACCAGCGGCAGACGGUGUGGCAGCUUCAAACGCUGCAGAUAGUGCGAGGGCCAGCCUAGUCAAUGGUAAAAUGCAAGAUGGCAAUGUGGACUCCAGCCAGAGCAAAGCCAAACAGCAGGACGGGGCAGCCGCCAUGGAGAUGCAGCCCCUCAAGAGUGCCGAGGGUGGCGACGCAGACGACAAGAAGAAGGCCAACAUGCACAAGAAGGAGAAGUCUGUGCUGCAGGGCAAGCUCACCAAACUGGCAGUGCAGAUUGGCAAGGCGGGCCUGGUGAUGUCGGCCAUCACCGUGAUCAUCCUGGUGCUCUACUUCACCGUGGACACCUUCGUGGUCAACAAGAAGCCGUGGCUGCCCGAGUGCACGCCGGUCUACGUGCAGUACUUUGUCAAGUUCUUCAUCAUUGGUGUGACGGUGCUGGUGGUCGCUGUGCCCGAGGGACUCCCUCUGGCUGUCACCAUCUCGCUGGCCUACUCCGUGAAGAAAAUGAUGAAGGACAACAACCUAGUGCGCCACCUGGACGCCUGUGAGACCAUGGGCAACGCCACGGCCAUCUGCUCGGACAAGACAGGCACUCUGACCACCAAUCGCAUGACGGUGGUGCAGGCCUACGUCGGUGACGUCCACUACAAGGAGAUCCCGGAUCCCAGCUCCAUCAACACCAAGACCAUGGAGCUGCUGGUCAACGCCAUCGCCAUCAACAGCGCCUACACCACCAAGAUUCUGCCCCCGGAGAAGGAGGGUGGCCUGCCUCGGCAGGUGGGUAACAAAACAGAAUGCGGCCUGCUGGGCUUUGUGCUGGAUCUGAAGCAGGACUAUGAGCCUGUGCGCAGCCAGAUGCCGGAGGAGAAGCUGUAUAAGGUGUACACCUUCAACUCCGUGCGCAAGUCCAUGAGCACCGUCAUCAAGAUGCCCGACGAGAGCUUCCGCAUGUACAGCAAGGGUGCUUCUGAGAUCGUGCUCAAAAAGUGCUGCAAAAUCCUCAGUGGGGCAGGUGAGCCCAGGGUCUUCCGGCCCCGAGACAGGGACGAGAUGGUGAAGAAGGUGAUCGAGCCCAUGGCCUGCGACGGGCUCCGCACCAUCUGUGUGGCCUACCGUGACUUCCCCAGCAGCCCCGAGCCCGACUGGGACAACGAGAAUGACAUCCUCAAUGACCUCACCUGCAUCUGUGUGGUGGGCAUCGAGGACCCCGUUCGGCCUGAGGUCCCAGAAGCCAUCCGCAAGUGCCAGCGGGCAGGUAUCACUGUCCGCAUGGUCACUGGUGACAAUAUCAAUACGGCCCGGGCCAUCGCCAUCAAGUGUGGUAUCAUCCAUCCUGGGGAAGACUUCCUGUGUCUGGAGGGCAAAGAGUUCAACCGGAGGAUCCGCAACGAGAAGGGGGAGAUUGAGCAGGAGCGAAUUGACAAGAUCUGGCCAAAACUGCGGGUGCUGGCUCGCUCCUCCCCGACAGACAAGCACACCCUGGUCAAAGGCAUCAUCGACAGCACACACACUGAGCAGCGGCAGGUGGUGGCCGUGACCGGGGAUGGGACCAACGAUGGGCCUGCACUCAAGAAGGCUGACGUGGGCUUCGCCAUGGGCAUCGCAGGCACGGAUGUAGCCAAGGAGGCCUCAGACAUCAUCCUGACAGACGACAACUUCAGCAGCAUCGUCAAGGCGGUGAUGUGGGGUCGCAACGUCUAUGAUAGCAUCUCCAAGUUCUUGCAGUUCCAGCUGACUGUCAACGUGGUGGCUGUAAUCGUGGCCUUCACAGGCGCAUGCAUCACACAGGACUCCCCUCUGAAGGCUGUGCAGAUGCUCUGGGUGAACCUCAUCAUGGACACAUUCGCUUCCUUGGCUCUGGCCACAGAGCCGCCCACUGAGACUCUGCUUCUGAGGAAGCCAUAUGGACGCAACAAGCCCCUCAUCUCCCGGACCAUGAUGAAGAACAUCCUGGGCCACGCAGUCUACCAGCUCACCCUCAUCUUCACCCUGCUCUUCGUUGGCGAGAAGAUGUUCCAGAUCGACAGUGGGAGGAACGCCCCCCUGCACUCACCACCCUCAGAGCACUACACCAUCAUCUUCAACACCUUCGUCAUGAUGCAGCUCUUCAAUGAGAUCAACGCCCGAAAGAUCCAUGGCGAGCGCAACGUCUUCGAUGGCAUCUUCCGGAAUCCCAUCUUCUGCACCAUCGUGCUGGGCACCUUCGCCAUCCAGAUAGUGAUCGUGCAGUUUGGAGGGAAGCCCUUCAGCUGCUCGCCGCUGCAGCUGGACCAGUGGAUGUGGUGCAUAUUCAUCGGGUUGGGAGAGCUCGUCUGGGGCCAGGUCAUCGCCACCAUCCCCACGAGCAGGCUCAAGUUCCUGAAGGAGGCAGGCAGGCUCACGCAGAAGGAGGAGAUCCCCGAGGAGGAGCUCAACGAGGACGUGGAGGAGAUCGACCACGCGGAGAGGGAGCUGCGCCGCGGCCAGAUCCUGUGGUUCCGGGGCCUGAAUCGGAUUCAGACACAGAUUGAAGUAGUCAAUACAUUCAAGAGCGGGGCCUCCUUUCAAGGGGCCCUGCGGAGACAGUCCUCCGUCACCAGCCAGAGCCAGGACAUCCGCGUCGUGAAGGCGUUCCGUAGCUCUCUCUAUGAAGGGUUAGAAAAGCCCGAGUCUCGAACCUCCAUCCAUAACUUCAUGGCUCAUCCCGAAUUCCGGAUCGAAGAUUCACAGCCCCACAUCCCCCUCAUCGACGACACCGACCUGGAAGAAGAUGCCGCGCUCAAGCAGAACUCCAGCCCGCCGUCAUCGCUCAACAAGAACAACAGCGCCAUCGACAGCGGGAUCAACCUGACGACCGACACGAGCAAAUCAGCUACCUCUUCAAGUCCAGGGAGCCCCAUUCACAGCCUGGAGACGUCGCUUUAGCUGAGGACCCUGUUGCCCACCCGCCGGCCCGCCCUAAGGGACCCGCUGCCACCGCUCCCGGGCACCCACCCCUCCAGGCACCCGACUCACCCACGCAGCAAGGAGCAACCCCAGGAAACCAAAUACUGGAGAGAAAACCCGACGUUUCCACCCACAGACCUUUCUCUGGCUGCGAUGCUGUUUGAACAAUUUUUCACUUCGAGGCAAGGGCCGGGUUCCCGGGGGGCCUCUGGGAGGAAGGAGCAGUUAUCCCAAAGGGAGCCUUUCUUGGCUCCCACUCAAGACAUGGACCAGCCAUGCACCCACCCGGCCACCACGUCCCCCCGCAUGAAUGUACUGGACACUUUCCAUCCUCCCCUUGUUUGGUUUUGGGGGGGUUGGAGAGGGGGAGGGGUUUUUUUGUUCGUUUGUUUUCUUAGGCGGGAACUGCAAACAGGACUCUUUUCUGAGACUAUUUAUCCGAUCCACUGGUCUGUGAGUUUUUGAAAUGCUUGCGCAGCAUGGUCUCAGUUGUAUAGAUUAAUUUAAUAACUUUUUGAAAUCGCAGAGCUUAACUCGCCUAGUAGAUUUGCACCAAUGGAACCGAAGAACUUCAUAGACACUCACGAGGUUAUAUCCAUUUCUUUGUAUCUAUAUCAACGUAUACUUUCCAAGACUGUAUACGUCCAUAUAGAUAGGUAGAUAUAUAUAUAUAUAUAUAUAAAAAUAUAUAUACAUGGAUAUAUAAAGUUUCUUUGCCGGCAUGUUGCCUUGUUUCUGCUUAAAUUGCUCUAUUUUAACUUAUUUAUGUCCUAAAAGAAGAAUGUAAUUUGUUUACAAACCUGUAGAUAAUGUCUUUGGCUAUUUGUACGGUUCAAGAACACUGGUGGCUGAGAUGCUAUAAAAAUAGCUCGGCCCAACAGACACUUCCCCUGGAUUGCAUCCUCGAUGUUUUACAAUAGCCAUGCUCUGAUUUUUGCCUGCUAUUUCCGUUCAAUGACGUCACUACCGUGGGAGGCUCAGGCAGAAGCCAAAUGCUACUGAGGAUCCAUCCAGAGGUGUUCAGCCACAGGCUCCGUAGACGAAGGGAGAAGAGGAGAGAAGGUUUCCUAGGUUUGUGGCACCAGCGGCUGUCACGACCCAAGGAUGUCAAAAGCACUGGCUCAAGACUUUUCUCUCAAUGAAACUCGCUUGAGUUUACCAAGAGCAUUUCCAAAAUAGGUUGUCUUUGGCGCUGUCUGCACAGAGGUUGAGGUAGUGUUGAAAUAUUAUAAAUGCUAUUGUGUUGAUUUUUUUUUUUAGUUAGUAAUUUAGAAGUUUAUUUCCUUAUAAAUGGCAGCGUAUAAGCUGUUGGCACACUGGAUGAAGAUCGGUAUGGCUUGCUGCUUUUAUUUUUAUUUUUGAAGAAGAAUAGCCUUUUUCUCUGCACUAUUUAGAUCCGAAUGAACCUUAUGAUGUGUAUAUUGAGAUGUAUUCAGUGUGAUUUUUAAAACCAAAUUGUCUUCCUUUAGCCACAAUAUAUACUGUAACCUGUAACAGCAAGUCUUGCUUCCCCAGACAGAAAGCCAUUCUGAAACCCUCCCAUAUCACAGGUCAGAAAAGGUGGCUAUUUUCCCCCCAAGACAAUAACAGCACUAGUAAUCCCACUUAAUAAGAGCUUAUUUAAUUGUCUGUCGGCCUCUUAACUGCUAAGCACUUUGUGGGUCUCAGCUUUUUUCAUAAAAGAACUUUUGUAUUUAAUACAAAGUUUGCUUUGAGACUUUUCAGCAUACAAUCUUUUUCCAUAAACUUGUACAGUGCAAAAGACAUUUUGAAUACCAUGAUCGAUGAUGUCCCAUGCUUCAAGGAAAACCAAACACUUCCCGCCUCGCUUGCAAAGUCCAUUCCUCUCGCUGACCCUUCCCCACAGUCAUUUCGUGUCCGCCUGGCCCCUGCCCCUUCUCCAGGCCCAGAGAACUCUUCCACUACCAAGAUGAGAGCCACCGGGAAAAGAGCCAUAGUCAGCUGGGAGGGCCCGUGUCUGCACAGCUGUGGAAAAACCUGACAGCUUUGGGGUUCAAAGUCAGCCCAUCCCACCUGGCAAAAUCUUUCUCUAAGGAGGACCUUCCGUGCAAAAGAGCAUCGCCUGAGUGUCGCUAAGAAGUCUCUCUGAAUGUAUCCAGCAGAGGAAACACCACCCUCGGAUGUGCUUAUUGGAUUCUAGUAUAAACACCACCAAAGCCAGCCCACUCGCUCCUCUGAGGAAGGAGAGACCGGCACGCAGGAAACCUGGGGCAGCCCUGGAACAUGGUAGUUUCUUUUGGAGUUUUCCUUUCUCACGUUUUUUCCCAUCUUCCCCUUCUUUGUUCAAUCACGUCUCUGUGACCUCAUUCCAUGAUAUCAGGAUGGUCGUACUUGCUCACCAGACUCCCCUGUGCUCCUGGAGCCGGGAUGCAAGGCAAAUGGGAGGGGUGCUCUGAGCAGAUCCCAGCCAGGGUGACGGGGAUCCACGGAAGCCACCAGGGAGGCCCCACAUGGGCGUCUGGUCUCCUCUCGUCAGGAAUGAUGGACAAUCGCACACACAGACCCCUCACUCUCCAACUUGCACACAUCCACACACGCACGCACACAGGAAAUGGUUGGUUUGUCACAACUCACUGUAGUAUACAAAGCUUGCACUCUGCGUCCUAUAUCUAGCAGCAUGGGGUACGUUUGGCAGAUCACCCCAUUAGGGGGUAAAUAAUUUAUGACCAUUCAUCUGUUUUUAUGAAUUUUUUUAUCUAGACAAUAAUUGUAAAUAAAGAACUCACCGUCUCUGUUCAUUUAAUACUAUGCAAUGGGUAUGCUUUCAAUUGCCGACUCUUCUGACUCCCACGGUGUGGUUCUGAGAUGUGGUUUCAGGAAAAAAAGAAAAGAAAAAGAAACACCAAUCAAGCAGAACAUAGUAAAUAUAUACUGUGUAAAUUAUGCUGUUUUAAUUUGGACUACACACUCUGUUUCUGUCCUGUCCUCUAGACCCAGGCUCUAGGAGAAGGUAGGAGGGGUAGUUCUGAGUUGUAAGCUCCCCAACUCAAAAGAGAUGAGGGAAAAGCAGAGACGUGUUCAGUGACUCUGAUGCUACAGGUUGACCUACCUGUGGAGGAGGGAAGGGAGGGCUCCUCCUGCAAUACGGGGCUUUCUCUAACUCAGGAGCGGCCUCCAAUGCUCCAGCAACCCUCACCAGGGCCCCAUGUCUCAACCCCAGCAUAGAACUGGCAAGAGCGGGGGCACCCUGCUUCUGAGAGCACAUUGCUCUUGAGCCAGGACUCUGAACCUUGUCACUCAAGAGCCCCUCUGCCCAACUGUGUUAAAAUGGCGCGUCUAUCCCUCCUGACGUCCUAUGGAGUCUUGGGCCUAGUUCUGCAAUUUCUCUUCUAUUCCCUCAUCUGGAUGUCUCUUCUGGCACCAGCCACACUGUUUUGCUUACUGUCACUUUGCAAUGUUUUAUUCUGUGGCAGGGUGAGUCUCCUUCGCCCUACUUGAACAAAAUCUCCUAGUUAUUCUCUCCUGUCUAUUCUUCUGAGAUAAUGUUAAAAAUCUGCCAAGACCUCCAUCCUCUGCCCUCCUCCCAGCCCAGAUCCUGGGUCCUGUCACCCUAUGUGCCAUCCCUCUCCCCACAUUGUAAUUCCUGCUCCCCAGGGUCACUAAAUACAGUGUGUCCUGUCAGAAGGGACAAAGGGGGAAUCCUGAAUCUCGAAGGAAGCCUGAUGUCCCUCCUGUCAUUUCACCUGUUGCCCAGGCCUAGGAGUUGUGAGGAAGAGUCCACUGAGCCCCCACCCAGCCUUAGCUUAGGAACCAAAGUCACUUCAUGAUCAUGCAGAGGUGGACCCUCCAUCUUCCGCCAAUCAUCAGAAGAUAAAAAGGGGUUCUCCUAGACCCAGAGCUAUGAGGGUGAGCUCGGAGAGAAUGUGGGGCCCACGCUGUACUGUUCAUGGGAGAAACGUUUGUUCGUGUCUCCACUUCCUGAACUUGUUUUUAGGUUACUUUAUUUCAGGUGUUUUUUUGUUUUUGUUUUUUCAGAGAGUGGGGGUCCCCUCUUAUUUAAUUCAGAGCUUCAGCGCCUGUGAGAUAUAGAAGUUUCUUGCCCGGAUGUUCUCUGUGCCCUUCCUCCCCUCACCCCAUUCCUGCUCUGCCUACCGGAGGCUGCCAACCUGGUGCAUCUGACGAGCCUCCCCCUCAAAUCUUUCCCGCAGCAACAUCUGAACCCCACUUGAGAGGAUCUGGCAGGGAAGGGCUGCUUCCUGAAGGCUUUAGGGUCUCCCAGAGCCAAGGCCAUACUGGGACAACAGGAAACCCCAGGUCUUUUCCAGGUUCCAAAUCAAGCUCUCCUGAUUUAAAUGUAGAGAUCCCACCACCCAAAAGGCAGGAGAUGGAGCAAGGGGGAAAGAUACCAGGCCCUGGGCAGCUGCCAUCACCACCCCCUCCAAAAAACAAGAGAUUCGAGGCUUCUUGGGGCCACCCCUCAGCCCCUCAGUCUGUUUUGUAAUGUCUGUGGUGCUCUCCCUCCCGAGCCGUUCCUCUCGGGGGUCGCCACACUUGCUAACUCUUGUGUGCACAUCUUUUAUAACAGAGUAGUGAGGGACUGGUGCCGCCUCCAGCUUCCAUAAGCUGCCCGGGCUCUGGGGGGGGGGGGGGCUCUGGGACAAUCGGGGCUGGGAAGAGACUGUGCUCUUACUGUACACUCUUUAUUUCUCUGUAUCUCUGGCUUGUGCUCUUUGUAACUAAUGGGAUUUGUCUGCCUUUUCAACACUAUACUGAGCAAUAACAAUAAAUGCACACGUGGAAAUGCA